UGAAGUUAGUUACAGUGUUACCAACUUUAUAAUCAGAAAAAUAGCAAAAAUUAAUUCGGAACACACUUCAAACCAAACCAAACCAAACCAAUUGCAAACAAUUAAAAAAAAGUAAGUCAAACAAAAAGGUUGCAAAAAGUUUAAAAAACAGGUUAAGAUUAGAGCACAUUCUACACAGAAGAAAAAAAGAAGAACAUAGAAUUAUUUAAAUAAAAUCGAGUAAUAAUAUCUAAGAAGCAUGGCAAAGCAUCAUCCAGAUUUAAUUUUCUGCCGGAAACAACCAGGAGUUGCUAUCGGUCGGCUUUGCGAGAAAUGUGAUGGUAAAUGUGUUAUUUGUGAUUCUUAUGUGAGACCUUGUACAUUAGUAAGAAUAUGUGAUGAAUGCAACUACGGUUCUUAUCAGGGACGUUGUGUGAUAUGUGGUGGUCCCGGCGUAUCAGACGCAUAUUACUGUAAAGAAUGUACAAUUCAAGAAAAAGAUAGAGAUGGUUGCCCCAAAAUAGUUAAUCUAGGAAGUUCAAAGACAGAUCUCUUCUAUGAAAGGAAAAAAUAUGGCUUCAAGAGAAGAUAAGAAUGUAUGUGUGUGUGAUACAUUGUUGUAUAUAAUUUCUUCUUAAAAACAAGGUUUCUUAGAAGUUUUGAUAAAUAUGUUUAGCCAUUAGUGGAUCAUACAAUUUCUCACAUAUUUUAUAAUACCAUCUGACCGUU
This is a messenger RNA of Pseudomyrmex gracilis, 708 nucleotides long. RefSeq names its product PHD finger-like domain-containing protein 5A (gene Phf5a). The record is from RefSeq and is a predicted model, not a curated record. Bases 239 to 571 code for a protein of 110 amino acids. Gene Ontology annotation, biological process: mRNA splicing, via spliceosome. The transcript has 3 exons. Lineage: Eukaryota; Metazoa; Arthropoda; Insecta; Hymenoptera; Formicidae. Gene Ontology annotation, cellular component: precatalytic spliceosome; U12-type spliceosomal complex; catalytic step 2 spliceosome.